Bipolaris zeicola 26-R-13 is the source of this 315-nucleotide messenger RNA. RefSeq lists its product as uncharacterized. The transcript is spliced from 2 exons. Bases 1 to 315 code for a protein of 104 amino acids. NCBI's taxonomy places the organism in Eukaryota, Fungi, Ascomycota, Dothideomycetes, Pleosporales, Pleosporaceae. The record is from RefSeq and is a predicted model, not a curated record. Gene Ontology annotation, cellular component: spindle microtubule; mitotic spindle pole body; DASH complex.
AUGGCACCACCGUAUUUUGUAGGAUCUACAAAUGGCCAGGAGGCAGCGGCACCAAAGACAUAUUACGAGCAGCAGCGCGAGAUGCUGGUGACGGAGAUUGCUCAAAGCCUAGAAGUCGUCUUGCAAAACAUCAACAAACUCAACCGCUCGCUCGAAGAAGUCACGUCGGUCGGCAACGAAUUCGCGCCCGUCGAGUCGCUGUGGAGUCACUUUGAGAACGUCAUGGCCAAGGACCCCAACGAGCAGCAGGAAAGCACGCAAGAGGGGGCCACCGAGCACGAGGGUGAGACGGAGGUGCCCGAUGAGAGAAAAUGA